AUGAGAAAAGAAACAAUGACCCAUUCACACACGUUUGGUGGCAACGCGGGCGAGCGUCCACUCACGCGUCAGGAUCUUAAACACGCCUCCCGCAUUGUGGUCAAAAUGGGGACUAGCGUGGUCUCUACAAGCGGUGAGCCCGCACUUGGCCGCAUCGCGUCUAUUGUAGAGCAGGUCUGCAUGCUCAAGCGUCAGGGCAAGGAGGUGCUCCUGGUGACUAGCGGUGCUGUGGGCAUUGGUCGCAAGCGUCUGAACAAGCAGAUCCUGCUCUCGGCCUCGCUCCGCACUCACGUACAGGGCAACCAACAGAUGCUGGCACUUGAAAAGAAGAAGGGCGCCAUGGCGGCUGCUGGCCAGAUCGGCCUCAUGUCGCUCUAUGAGACGCUCUUCUCACUCUACGAUGUGGCUUGCUCGCAGGUGCUUGUUACGGCAUCAGACUUUAAGACGGCCCAGAAUCGCGCCAACAUGCGCGACACGAUGCUCAAUUUGCUCGAGCUCGACGUCGUUCCUAUCGUGAACGAAAACGACGCAGUUAGCGCCUCACCGGAUGGUACCGUUUUUACGGACAACGACUCGCUUGCUGCUUUGGUGGGUGGCGAGAUUGAAGCGGAUCUACUCAUGCUGCUUACAGACGUGGAAGGCCUGUACAAUAAACCUCCCUCCCAGCCUGGUGCCAAGAUCAUUUCAGUCUUUCGUCCCGAGGACAGUAACUUUAUGAUCGGUGAGAAGUCGAGCGUCGGUCGUGGCGGGAUGGGCGCCAAGAUUGAAGCGGCCCAGUCUGCUAUUUCGCAGGGUGUGAAUGCAGUGGUCAUUGCUAGUGGCUUUAAGUACGGCGUAGUCGGAUCUAUCAUGAAAGGCUCAAGUCUUGGUACGCUCUUUGUGGCGAACCCAGGAUUCGAGUCACCCGACUCGAUGUCUGCCGAGGAGAUGGCCAACGCUGCACGUGCAGGCUGCCACCAGUUGCAGGCGCUGUCUUCGAAAGAGCGUGCCGAUAUUUUGUUUCGCAUUGCUGAAGAACUUUGGAGCAAUCGGAGUGCGAUCUUGCAUGCGAAUCGGAAGGAUCUUAUAGCCGCGCAGAAGGCGUCAAUUGAUGAGGGUCUAUUGGCGCGUUUGAAGUUGUCAGAGGAGAAGCUAAAGACGUUGGCUGAUGGGAUUCGAAGCAUCGCAGAAUCCGAGGAACCGAUCGGUCGCAUGCUCAAACGCACGGAGCUGGCAUCUGGACUGGUCCUGCAUCAGGAGACGGCCUCGAUUGGAGUGCUCCUCGUCAUUUUCGAGAGCCGUCCUGACUCGCUGCCGCAGAUCGCGGCGCUUGCACUGCGCAGUGGAAAUGGUCUAUUGCUGAAGGGCGGCAAGGAAGCCGUACACAGCAAUGCUGCGCUGCAUUCGAUCAUUGUUAACGCCGUCGAGGAGGCCACCAACGGCAAGGUGAAGAAGGAUGUCAUUGGUCUGGUCACAUCUCGCGAAGAGAUUUCUGACCUGCUUCAUCUAGACGAUGUUAUUGACCUGUGCAUCCCACGUGGCUCAGGCUCCAUGGUGAGUUACAUCAAGAAAAACACGCGCAUUCCUGUCCUUGGUCACGCCGAGGGUGUAUGCCACAUGUACAUACAUAGUGCGGCUGAUAUGAGGAAAGCGAUUGAUCUCGCUGUCGAUGCCAAGACCGACUACCCUGCUGCCUGUAACGCCCUCGAGACGCUGCUGAUUGAUGAAUCGCUGGUGACUAGUGGACAGGUCACAGAGAUUUUGGCAAAGCUGGAGGAAGCGGGUAUCAAUCUGCAUAUUGCACCCAACGCUGCUAAGCUGGGCGUUGUUACGGUCAAGUCGCGCUCAACUACCUCGCUUUCUACCGAGUACGGCACGAAGGAUAUUACUAUUGAGGUGGUGAACGGCAUUGAUGCUGCGAUUUCCCACAUCAACUUGUACAGCAGUGGCCACACCGAGUGCAUUGUGACGGAAGACGCUGCUGCUGCAGAGCGGUUUCAGCAGAUGAUCGACAGUGCAUGCGUUUUCUACAACGCCAGCACUCGCUUUGCUGAUGGUUACCGUUUUGGUCUGGGUGCCGAGGUUGGUAUCAGCACGGGUCGUAUCCACGCUCGCGGUCCCGUCGGUGUAGAAGGUUUGCUUACGACGAAGUGGAAGCUUGUGUCGGAAAGCGGUCACACUGUCUCUCAAUUCUCUGGCGAAAAGAAUGAACACCCACUCAAGUACACGCACAAGAAGCUGGAGCUGAUCCAUCAGGAAGCAAGCGUUGCUCGCCCGCGAAGUAGUCGUCUAUAA
Molecule: messenger RNA, 2274 nt
Organism: Peronospora farinosa
Lineage: Eukaryota; Oomycota; Peronosporomycetes; Peronosporales; Peronosporaceae
Source: the annotation of a GenBank genome assembly